GGUUUCCGGACUGCUCCCGGCCACCUUAUCCGUAGCACUAUGUGUUUCUGAGUGAGAGAAGCCGACUCUUGUUUACAGCAGAGAUUCCACGGAGGAUCGGGAGACCCACAGCCUGCGUUUACCGAGGGGCGAACCGUAGGAUUUCAGCCUCUGGAUAUAAAGGCCUACACGCGACGGGAGUUUUGUUCUCUCAUUUGUUUUUACGAGCAUAAAGGCAAAACAAGAAAACACUCGUAAAGGGCAUAUAUUCUCCCUCCCACCCCAGCCGAGGUCGUCUAGCUGGAGACCGAUUCUCUUGCGUGGCACAAGUCUGGUGUUUUCUUUCAGCUGAAAAUCUCGACUGACGGCAGAGAUAAAGUCCGACCCGAGGAGCUGGAAAUUUUGUUUAAAAAACGACUUCUCACUGCUCACUGCCAGGACAGCUUGCUGGGGAUCGAGAUACUGUGCUGGUUGAAUGGCAUAGGCAAAAAAGAUUUUUCAUUCAUUUUUCAACCUCCCAGCCACCACCCCUGUGGAUCUGGACGUGUUUUCGGCCCCACUCCUCCUCUCAAACACAGUCAUUCACACGUGGAUUCUUGCGAGCAACACUGGCGUUAAUUUAUUAUGGUGGCAGAGGCUAGGCCUACUAACAAUAACCUUUAGUCUAGUAUUUUUUUAUUGUUAUUACCAGGCCUGUACGCGCGCUGCUGUUUUCAAGAGAUGGAGACUGAAGAUGGGGAUUACCAUCAUUUAUCCAGUAAAAUCACUGGCUCGUGUGCCAUACCAGCCGACGUCAAAGUAUCCUGUGAUUGGCAAAAAUAGCAGACUGUUUUAGUAAUAUUUUUUUUACUCUUCAAAGGAAUUCCCUGUUAUUGACAAUUUAUACACAUUUAUUUAUAUAUGAAGCAUAUUUUAGAGCAAAUCGUGGUAGACAAGCAAACCAAGCAUUUGCAGGCUACCAUAGAAUAGCCUUUUUGGGCUACAGACAUUUAUUUUCCCUUUUUCUUUACAGAUAAAGGUUGUUUUUUUUUUUAGAAGCUGGUGUAUUUUAUUAAAAAUCCUUCCUGCCUUUUUGUUGUUUUUUUCUUUUGAGAGGUGAAUAUUGUUAAGGAACAUGGGAUCUGACACACCGAUGUGUAGCCCGACCUUGUUUUGGGGUCUGAUGCUGUCAGUCUCCACUAUCUGCAUCUGGUCCACAUAUGGAGAAAUCUGUGGUCCGAGUAUCGACAUCCGAAAUGAGAUCAGUGAGUUCAAGCGGCUGGAGAACUGUACGGUGGUGGAGGGCUACCUGCAGAUCCUCCUCAUCAAUGACAAGACCAACAACAUCCACCAGGAGGUCUUCCGCUCCCUGAGCUUCCCAAAGCUGACGGUCAUCACUGACUACCUGCUGCUGUUUCGCGUCUCGGGCCUGGACAGCCUCAGCAUUCUCUUCCCCAACCUGAGUGUCAUUCGGGGGCGCAAACUCUUCUACAACUACGCCUUGGUGAUCUACGAAAUGACCAGCCUGAAGGACAUCGGCCUGUACAACCUGAGGAACAUCACCCGGGGAGCCAUGCGGAUUGAAAAGAACCCUGAGCUCUGUUACCUAGACUCAGUGGACUGGUCUCUUAUUAUGGAUGGUGAAUUCAACAACAUUAUCAAUGGGAAUAAGAAGGCAAAGGAAUGUGACAAUGUGUGCCCUGGCAUCAUGGAGGAUAACCCUCUUUGUCAGAGGACGUCGUUCAAUGACAACUACAUAGAUCGCUGUUGGACCUCCAUCGAGUGCCAGAAAGUUUGCCCAGAACACUGCAAGCUUGCCUGCACAGCCAAGGGGGAGUGUUGCCACAGCCAGUGCCUGGGCAGCUGUACUGAACCCAACAACGACAUGGCCUGCUCUGCCUGCCUCCACUACAACCACGAAGAUCGCUGUGUGCCAGACUGUCCCCCAGGCACUUACAAGUUUGAGGGCUGGCGCUGCAUCAACAUGGACCUGUGCUCUCAAGUGCACCUGCCCGGUGACACUCACUUUGUCAUCCACGGGGGAGAAUGUAUGCCCGACUGCCCCUCUGGCUUCACACGCAAUGAGACUAAUCGUAUGUUAUGCAAUGCCUGCGAUGGACCGUGCGAUAAGCCCUGCUCAUCCCCUGUCAUCGACUCUGUGGAUGCUGCUCAGACCCUGAAGGACUGCACCGUCAUCGAAGGCAAUCUGGACAUCAACAUCCGCCGUGGAAAUAACAUAGCGUCUGAGUUGGAGAACUUCAUGGGAUUGAUCCAGACAGUGACGGGCUAUGUGAAGAUUCGACACUCCCACGCACUUGGCUCGCUGUCCUUCCUCAAGAGCCUGCGUUACAUCAAUGGGCAGGAGCUCAUCGACAACAUGUAUUCGUUCUCCGCCAUCAACAACCAGCACCUGCAGUAUCUGUGGGACUGGAGUCAGCACAACCUGACUAUUCGGGCUGGACGUCUCUUCUUCCGUCUGAACCCCAAACUCUGCAUGUCCGAGAUCCACAAGAUGUGGGAAAAAACGGGCAGAACUGGGAAGCUGGAGCAGGAUGACUUCCGUAACAAUGGUGAAAGAGCCAGCUGUGAAAGUCAUAUCUUGAAGUUCAAGUCUAACAUCACAACAAGCCAUACGAUCAGGCUGGCAUGGGAGCGCUACCGGCCGCUGGACUACGGAGACCUUAUCAGCUUCAUAGUCUACUACAAGGAGUCCCCUUUCCAGAACAUCACAGAGUUUGAUGGCCAGGAUGGCUGUGGCUCAAACAGCUGGCACAUGGUGGAUGUGGAUUUCCCUCAGGAUAAAAACACUGACCCAAAAAUCAUUCUUCAACACCUCAAGCCCUGGACCCAGUAUGCUAUUUUUGUGAAGGCCAUUACCCUGCAAGUGGAGGACAAACACAUUUCUGGGGCAAAGAGUGAUAUAAUUUACAUUCGCACACGCCCAUCGCUGCCGUCUAUACCCAAAGAACCCCGUGCAUAUGCAAACUCCUCAACCAAGCUGAUGGUGAAGUGGUUACCUCCAGUCUUUCCCAACGGCAACCUGACCUACUACUUGGUCCGCUGGCAGCAGCAGCCUGAGGACAGGGAGCUCUACCAACAUAACUACUGCUCCAAAGAGCUGAAGAUCCCGAUUCGUAUCCCAGCCACAGGUCUCACAGACAUGGAAGAGAACACCAAGCCCACCAAGUCAGACCUGGCAGGGGCAGAGAAGAACCAAUGCUGUGCUUGCCAGAAGACGCCCGAGGAGAAGGACCGGGAGAAGGAUGACCGCGUCUUUUUCAAAGUCUUCGAGAACUUCCUUCACAAUGCCAUCUUUCUGCCAAGACCUCCAGAUCGUAGACGUAGAGAUGUUUUUGGAGUGGCUAACAACACACUGUUCCCUGACGGUGUUGGUAGAGGGAACACCACCCUUGGCCUGGGGGAUAACAGUACAGAUGGCAUUCCUUAUACAAAUGACACCUUCUCGCAGGAAAAGAGCACAGCAGAAUCUUUAGAGAUCCCCAACCUGGAGCCAUUCACUGUCUACCGUAUUGACAUCCAUGCCUGCAAUGAGGAGGUGGGGCGCUGCAGCGCUGGAGCCUUUGUCUUCUCCAGGACCAAACCUGCAGACAAAGCAGAUGACAUCCCUGGAAAGGUGAUCUGUGAGAGGAGUGACAAAGUUGAGGGUUGUGUGGUGCUGCGCUGGCCAGAGCCCAUCAGGCCUAACGGACUCAUCCUGAUGUAUGAGAUCAAGUUCCGUCUGGGGAAUGAGCCUGAGAAGCACGAGUGUGUGUCGCGGCAGCAUUACCGCGAGCAGAGAGGAGCUCGGCUGACCAACCUGGGCUCAGGGAACUACUCUGUUCGUGUGCGCGCCACUUCACUAGCGGGGAACGGUUCCUGGACGGAGAGUGUGUCCUUCUACGUGCUUCCACCCAAACGGGAAGAUGGUGUAACGUUGUACUUGGUCAUCAUAAUUCCCAUCAUAGUGACACUUUUCAUUGCCAGCCUCGCCACAAUUCUCUUCUUUGUGAACAAAAAGAGGAAUAGCGAUAGAUUGGGGAAUGGAGUCCUUUAUGCGUCUGUCAACCCGGAGUACUUCAGCGCUGCUGAGAUGUAUGUCCCGGAUGAGUGGGAGGUGGCCAGGGAGAAGAUCACGAUGCACAAGGAGCUGGGCCAGGGCUCCUUUGGCAUGGUGUAUGAAGGCAUCGCCAAGGGAGUGGUCAAGGACGAACCUGAGACACGAGUGGCCAUCAAGACGGUCAAUGAGUCAGCUAGCAUGAGGGAGCGCAUUGAGUUUUUGAACGAAGCCUCUGUCAUGAAGGAGUUCAACUGUCACCAUGUGGUGCGGCUGCUGGGCGUGGUCUCUCAGGGUCAGCCAACCUUGGUGAUAAUGGAGCUGAUGACCCGUGGAGAUCUCAAGAGCCACCUGCGCUCGUUGCGCAAAGAAAUCUCCACCAGCCAGGUCCUACCCCCGCUCAAAAAGAUGAUCCAGAUGGCAGGGGAAAUUGCUGACGGCAUGUCGUACCUAAAUGCCAACAAAUUUGUCCACAGAGAUCUGGCUGCCAGGAACUGCAUGGUAGCUGAGGACUUCACUGUGAAGAUUGGAGAUUUUGGCAUGACCAGAGAUAUUUACGAAACGGAUUACUAUCGAAAAGGAGGGAAGGGCCUACUGCCUGUCCGCUGGAUGUCGCCGGAGUCGCUGAAAGAUGGCGUGUUCACUACAAUGUCUGAUGUCUGGUCAUUUGGUGUCGUGUUGUGGGAGAUCGCCACCUUAGCGGAGCAGCCUUACCAGGGCAUGUCCAAUGAACAAGUUCUGCGCUUUGUCAUGGAGGGAGGACUCUUGGACAAACCUGACAACUGCCCUGACAUGCUGUUUGAGCUGAUGAGGAUGUGCUGGCAGUAUAACCCCAAGAUGCGUCCGUCCUUCCUGGAGAUCAUCAGCAGCAUCAAGGACGAACUGGAUCCUCCCUUCAGGGAAAUGAGCUUCUUCUACAGUGAGGAGAACAAGCCGCCGGACACUGAGGAGCUGGACAUGGAGGUAGAAAACAUGGAGAACAUUCCUUUGGACCCUGCAUCCACCAGGCAGCCCUGUGCUGCCGCUGCCCCCUCAUCAGGAUGUACAGGAGGCACGCCGCCUCCUUCUACCCAGCAGUUAUCCCCCAUGCAAGGCCCAAGUACUCCAUUAUUGGGACCUGUGCCACCCUCCUCCCCGGGCCAGGUUGCCUCGGCCUUGGCGUCUCCAAGCCUAGCCUUGGACAAGCACUCAGGACAUGUUUCGGCCAACGGGCCUGUGGUGGUGCUGCGGCCCAACUUUGACGAGAUGCAACCCUAUGCACACAUGAAUGGGGGCAGAAAGAACGAGCGGGCGUUACCACUGCCCCAGUCGUCGGCCUGCUGAUAUCAGACCAGCCCCUCCUCCUUCACCUCCUCUCACACAGGGUAACACAAACCUCUCCUCCAUCACUUUAGGAGGGAUGGAUGAGGUAAGAAAUGACUCUCUUCUACUGUGUGCCAGUAGAUGGUAUGUCCACUCCUUAAAGGUCAAACACAAAGUCUAAAAACUGACAAAUAGCACAGACACUUGUUGAAGACUUUGGAGUUUGGUGGCUCAGACUCGACACUGGGGAACUCCUUCAUGUGCAGCCUGUACUUCAGUUUGUUACAGAAGUCCUUCAUAAAGGAAACACGAUACAGGCAUGUGUCCUGAUUUACAGAUUAUGAAAUGAAAAUCAUUUUUUAGCAUAUCUGCCAGCAAUCCAACAGAAGAGCACUUUUUUCCUGAUGAUUUCAGAGAGGAUGUUGUGGAUAUCUGAGUGUGUAUUUAUACAAACACGUGAUUCUCUCUAUAUUAUGGUAUAGCUCCAUUUCUAAAUGACUUUCCAUCAAAAUGACUUUGUUUGCAUGAGCGGACUGGCUCAUGUCAUGUGAGGAUGCCUCUUAUCAUUGUUUCCUUUUUCCUGUUGAUAUUUCUAUGGGUGUAGAUCCUGUCAGGAGCGGGUCAAAAUGGAAGAAGAGGGCCUAUUGUGUAUCUGCCAAACUAUUGCCAAAUCAAGUCAUUUCUUCAACUUCACACAGGUCUACCUUCUUGUUUAAGGCUGUGAUUCAGAGUUGAGAUAAGUCUGCAAAAUAAUACCAGAAAUGUAUUCAGACUUCAUGCUUCUUUUUAUUGCUGCUCCUGGAGCAGUUAUGUGGGGUUAUAACAAGACAGAAUACUGUGUUACUGUUGAGAACGGCUGCUUUCACACCUGAAGUCAAGGUUUUCUCAGAAUUUGCAGCGUCUGCUUUGGGUGUGUAAUAAAUCUAGCAAGCCUAAUGAUAUUUUGAGGAAAAACACUGAACUAAACUAAAAUGUAAAGUUAAUGUUUCUUUUCAAAUCAAAUGACACUAUCAGUAUCUUAAGAUGAUUAUUUGUACAAACAACUGGGUUCUUGAUAAUAACCAACAGUUAUUAAACAUUAUGUAGUUAAGUAACCACUAGCCCGUCGAUACCAUUACAUGAUGACAACAAGAUAUUUAGAUAUACAAAUAUACCAGUUUAAAAUCCAUAUUUGUGGCAUAAAGCAUAAUUAUUCUGGGAAUUAUGAUCAACUGUGUACAUUGGACACCCAAAUAAUAACAAGUAAAAUGCAGCAGACAUGGGCAUUCUUCAUAUACCAAAUAGUUGAUCAAAUAAUUGACAAGAAAAUAAUCAUUCAUUGCGGCCCUAUGGUUUCCAUAUAAUAACAUUUGAAAAGCCAGCAAGCUGUUGCUGGUGAUGGGCUUACCAAAAUGUUCUGUUGCACCACCAGUCCAUCCAGACUAAAACGCUCCACUUCAUCGCUUCCAUCUUUUGAACAUCUGAGGUGAAGUACAACUCUGAAUCACGGCCUCAGUCUGUCUUCGUUUUAAUAAAAACAAAACAUCAAGGCAUCAUACAAUAAGUCUCAUACUGCAAAUCACUGAAUUUCACUAUCAGGGGAUACGACUCUGCCUCCACUUUCACUUAUUCAAACUUUAUCUGACAGCGUGAAUUUCAUGUGGGAAGUUAACUGUUUGUUGUUCCCCGAUACUGCUGUUCAAAUUAAAUGGCACCACAUACACCACAACAAACAAACAGAGUCGCAAACCUGAGACAGAAAACAAGAAGGUGUUGGAUCGGAUUUCAGAAGCCUAGAGACAACUUUACACACAGCAGGUCUCUUGGGAUAGUCAUUAGUUUCUCUACAUUUCAAACACAUAUAAAGGUCUUACAGUUGAAUUUUAGACUGCAGGAUUGUUUUUAUACACAUCAUUGGUUUUGUCACUUUUUUAAACCUUUUUACAGUUCAAAAUGUUUGCCUCUAUGUCUGUACAGAACAAAGCUGCUAUUUUAUUCUUUUUCUCUUUUGGAUGUUAUAUAUAUAUAUAUAUAUAUAUAUAUAUAUAUAUGAAGAAAUCCUUCAGGUUUGGUAUUUUAUGAUCUCCACUACAGUCCAUUUCUACUACAGUUCAAUAUCUUUGAACUCUGUUUAAAAAAUUAAAAUAAAACAACAAAAAAUAAGAUGAUUUAGAUAUAAAACCAUUUUUUUCUGUUGCCCCAAAAGGUUUUCUGUAACACUAUAUUUAGCUCAUUGCUUUUUAUUUUUAUGAAAUAUUUCCUCCUGUAUUUGUUUUGUGGAUGUCUAUAUUAUUAUUAUUAUUAUUAUUAUUAUUAUUAUUAUUAUUAUUUCGAAUGGACACCUUAGGUCGAUAUGUGAGUGUAUACUCCCUGCACCCUUUUUCUAUGUGUUGUCUAGCACUGCGCCUAGCAUUGCCCUCUAGGUGCAACUCAAUCUCAGGUCAAAGUAAAGGCUUUGCUUUCUCCACACAUUCUCA
Messenger RNA from Micropterus dolomieu (smallmouth bass), 7770 nucleotides. RefSeq names its product insulin-like growth factor 1a receptor (gene igf1ra). The record is from RefSeq and is a predicted model, not a curated record. The coding region runs from base 1094 to 5335 and encodes 1413 amino acids. Gene Ontology annotation, biological process: positive regulation of phosphatidylinositol 3-kinase/protein kinase B signal transduction; regulation of JNK cascade; insulin-like growth factor receptor signaling pathway. Gene Ontology annotation, molecular function: insulin receptor activity; phosphatidylinositol 3-kinase binding; insulin receptor substrate binding. The transcript has 21 exons. Gene Ontology annotation, cellular component: axon; insulin receptor complex; membrane. Lineage: Eukaryota; Metazoa; Chordata; Actinopteri; Centrarchiformes; Centrarchidae.